AAAUAACACAAUACAGAUUAGAAAAAUAUUGACAAGCAUACUCCAUGGCAUUAUAGGAAGAGUUGACUCAACUUUCAACACAUAUGUACAACAAACAUAGCAAUAAGAUGAAUGGAAAGCAGAGAAUUCAGACAGAACAACAUGAUAUUGAUGGCUACAACUUGAGUUAUUUCCUGUAGGCAAAAUGGAUGUAAUUUUGAGAUAUAUGCUGCCGACAAUAAUUAUUUUAGCCAUAUUGUCACAGCCAGUCCUAUCACAAAUUUCCACUACUCAACCAACAAAAGCAUCAACGACUGAAGCAGAGGUCCUAUCCAAGGGAGAAUUACCAUCUGUGUUUAACCUGCAGAGAGAGGCAAGGACUGUCUCCACCAUCACAGUAGCUUGGAGUAUCACAACAGAUGAUGUUUUGUUCUACAGGAUAACGUGUUCUCUGAAACAGUCAACAUUCCCCAUAAGUCAAGAUCCAAACACAACAUUAACAAAUGGUAGUAAGACGAGUCACACAAUAGACAACCUCUACCAUGCUGCCCUCUAUGAGAUCAGUGUCACUGCAGGGAAUCGCUAUGGCUCUGGUAAUGCAAAAUCAAUUGAAGUAUGGACAGAUAUAGAGAAACCUCCAGCCCCACCCAUCCCUCGUAUACUAUCUGAUGAGAUAUUUGAAACUAACUUUACAAUGUCUUUGGAGCCAGUUGGGUCUAUGACAACAGGUCCGUUGAGUGGAUUCUUAGUUGUUAUAGAGAAAAUGGAGCCAGAUGGGAAAAACUCCAAUUUUGUAAGUACAAACAGUGAGGACACACUGGUGAACUACACAGAGGCUGAACGACUAGACCUGAAUCACUACAUCACUGCUGAAAUCCUUUUUAUACAGCUUCAACUGCCUGCUAAGUUUAUCAUUGGUGACCUUGCUCUCUAUAAUGGCUACUUCAAUGCUCCACUGCAACCAGACACUCCAUAUAAUGUUCACUUUGGGGUUAUCAGCAGACUGGAUAAUAGUGAAAAGAUCACAUUUUGCGACCCAGUUGAAGUAACCACGAGUGAGAGUAAUGAGAAGCCAUAUGUUGUCCAUGAAGAUGAUGACUCAAACACAGUGGUGAUCAUUGCUGUCAGUGCUUCUACAGGUGUUAUCAUCCUCAUCAUUAUCACUAUCAUUGUUGUUGUGAUGCUGAGGAAAUAUAAGUUCAAAAAAUCUGAAUCUGACAACAAGAAUAACUCACUUAUUGCGGAUUCAAUGCUUGAAUCAAGAUACACAUUGAAAUCUGUUGCUGAAUUAACACUUACCACUGAUAAAGUGAGACAGAAGAUGGAAGGAAUCCUAAAACAUAAAACCAUUGUGAAUGAUCCAUCAGAAAAUCUCUAUAUUCACAAUGAGGCUCAUAAAAGUCGGCAACGAUUACAAAAAAAGAAAUCACUUUCAAAUGGUAUCAAUAUUGCAGAUUUAGAAACCGAGAAGGAAAAUGACCAUAUGAAACAAUUAACCGCAGAAUUUGCACAGCUGAAGAUAGAUACCAUUCAAAAUAUUAGUGAUACAAGUAUUGUUGCUUCAAUACCAGAAAAUAUAGAUAAGAAUCCAUUUGGGAGUAGAUUUCUUCCCUUUGAUGGCCAUAGGGUAAAAGUUGGUGAUACCAAUGAUCCCCACUAUGAUUAUAUUAAUGCAACACAUGUUGAGAUAAAACGAUCCAAUUGCGAGGGGAUAUUAACUGUAAUAGCAAUGCCAAAUACCAUGGAACUGUUCUGGACAAUGCUAUAUGAACAAGAGGUGGAAACAUUAGUAUCUCUUGAUGAUAACCCAUUUGAAGAUUUCAAGGAAACAGUUUCAUACAAUACUUUCAGGGUAAACCUGACAUCUGAAAAUCAAUUUGCUGAUUUCACAAAAAGAACAUUUGUGGUCUAUUGUGAGAGAUCUCAAGAAACAAGGCAAUUGACACAGUGGCAGUACAAUACAUGGACAAAGGGAGGGAUUCCAGAAGAAACAUUUGCAUUUAUAGAAUUCAUAUCGUUAGUAAUGAGAGGGGCAAUAUCAGAUGCACCUAUAGUUGUUGAGUCAUUGGAUGGAGUAGGAAGAACAGGCAUGUUUUGGGCACUAGUCUUACUCCGUGAACAAGGGCAAAAGACUGGCAAAAUAAAUGUACCAAAAUGUGUACAAAAACUUAGAACAUUCAAUCAAUAUUAUGUUAAGACAAACAAGCAAUAUGUUUUUAUAUACCAAGCCAUUAUAGAGAUCUUCAGAAUGGGUUAUACUCACCUGCCACGUUUAAAAAUGAAAGCCAGUAUUAAGAACAUAACUGCCAAUCAUCCAGAAACAGGUAUAUCUCACAUGAGAAAACAGUAUGAUUUCAUAUAUGGGACACCACAUGUUGAUUCUAUGUAUGGGACUCCACAUGUUGACAACCCUGUCAAUGACCUUGAAUACAUGAACAGCCAUUGUAACUACAAACAAUUUGCUAUAACACAGAAGGACUUCAUGGAGAACAUCAUUGAACUGAGCUAUGAAGCUGAAACAAAAUGUAUCAUUCUCUUAGAUGACACAUUUGAAGAUGAGGUGGCUGAGCUUGAAGGAGUGAAUAAAAAGACAUUAAACCAUGGGAUAUAUACAGUGAAAUACAUCAGAAACACCAAGCUAUCAAAUUGGAAUAUCAAAACAUGGAAUAUGAAAAUCAGAACAAUGGAGAACCCAACAAUGAAACAAAUCUUGUUGAUCAAAACAGACAACUGGUCAGCCAACAAUAAAUGCCCACCAAUACAAACAAUUUUAAAUCUUAUCCAGAUUGUUGAUAACAAGACUCGGAAUAGUCCAUAUCCUGUAAUGAUCAACACUAUUUUGGGGUUAGACAGGGCUGCACUGGUGGUAGGGAUGCUGUCAAUAUACCAGAGACUUAAGCACCAUGACCAAACCAGUAUAUACAUCGCCAACAUGAUCAUGAAGCAAAGUAUACCCCAACUACAUUUAUAUUGGGGUCAGUAUAAAUACUUCUACAAAGCCACAGCAGAGAUAGAAUUCAACUGAUUCAGUCCAAGCUAUUUCAUAAGCAAAGAUGCCAUUCUUAUAACUGACACUAGACUCACCUACUCAGAAGCUUCAUCAGAGAAGCACAUGAACAUUGAAUAUAAACAAGACAAGCACAAGAUAGCAUAAAAUAUCUCAAGCUGAAAGAGUGCAUCCAGGACAGCAUUUGGAACUACAUAUAAUAUGGCCUGGAAAAUUUUCAAUUUUCAAAUUUUCAGAAGUUUUCAAUUUCCAUUCUUAAAUAAGAAUUGAUAUGUUAUAUUACUGCCUUAAAUAGAAAUUUAGGUUCUGCUGAAAAGGAUUUUGAGUUUUAAAUGUUGCCCAAUGUGUAAACAAUGCAUUAUGAUUGUACUCCCAAAAUAUGGUUAAAGCAAUGCCAAUAUCACAAUAACAAUUACAAUUACAUAACAAUUACAAGUUGGUCAUUUUAAUAUUACAUUUAUUUUGCAAUACAAUUGCACUUUCUUGAUAUGGAUCUUAAAAGUUCCAAAUACCUUGGGACACCUUUGUUACAUAUUAUUACUUUUAUGUUCAACAUUUUCAUAAAUAAAACCUUACAAAUAUUCAUGAUCUGUUGAGCUGCAUUCUAGUUGUAACAAUUCCAAAUAUUUUUAGGCUUAACAAAAAGUUUUAGCACAACAUUUCAAUGUUUUCAAACUUUACAUGGGACAUUGCUCAUUGCAUAGUACUUAUCUUGCUAAGUGUGCAUAUAUUGUUUUGAAUCCAGUGAACAUUAGGCCAUACAUUUUAUUAAUCACAAUCAUAUAUGUUCUCAAAAAAGAAUAUAAGACAUUGAAGCUCAAAAUCCACUAGCCUAAUACAUUUGCCCACUUGCAGUAUAGUAUGGUAGAGAACACUAUAGAGCAAUAAGGUACAGUACAGUAUGGUACAGUACAGUAUGGCAUUGUACAGUA
Messenger RNA from Owenia fusiformis, 3918 nucleotides. The record is from the annotation of a GenBank genome assembly. Lineage: Eukaryota; Metazoa; Annelida; Polychaeta; Sabellida; Oweniidae.